Cynara cardunculus var. scolymus (artichoke) is the source of this 1542-nucleotide messenger RNA. Its product is annotated as alkane hydroxylase MAH1-like. Gene Ontology annotation, molecular function: monooxygenase activity; heme binding; iron ion binding. The transcript has a single exon. NCBI's taxonomy places the organism in Eukaryota, Viridiplantae, Streptophyta, Magnoliopsida, Asterales, Asteraceae. Bases 1 to 1542 code for a protein of 513 amino acids. The record is from RefSeq and is a predicted model, not a curated record.
AUGACCUUCCUUGAAUACUCCCUCAUUAUCUCCUUAAUGUUUAUUCCGAUAUUGUUUUUAAUAUUUAUAUACAGACGACAUCAAAACCGCACAACUUUAAUCUUUACAAAUUGGCCACUUGUUGGCAUGAUACCAGGUGUUCUUGGAAACAUCCAUCGACUCCAUGAUUUCUGCACCGAAGGAAUGAUAGAAAAUGGUGGUACGCUCAUGGUUCGAGGCCCUUGCUUCGCCAACUUGGACAUGCUCGUUACCGCCAAUCCUGCAGAUUUCCACCACAUUCUAAGCAAAAACUUCAGCAAUUAUCCUAAAGGUGACAAGUAUUUCAAGAUUUUCGCGAUCCUGGGAGAUGGAAUCCUGAAUUCUGACGGCAAGUUAUGGGAGAUCCACCGAAAGGUCGCCAUGUCUGUACUGAGGCAUGCAGGAUUUCGAAGUUUGAUGGAAACGAUAACCUGGAACAAAGUGGAAAACGAGCUUCUACCCAUACUUGAAUCCAUCUGUGAACAUGGCACUGAGGUGGAUUUGCAAGAAAUAUUUCAAAGGUUCUCUUUUGACACCAUAUGCAAGGUAUUCUUUGAUAACGAACUUGGAAGCUUGUCUCUUGAUUUUCCUAACAUCCUGUGUCUCGAGGCCUUGACAGAUGCUGAAGAAGCUAUCUUCCACAGGCAUUUUACGCCUCCAUGCCUUUGGAAAUUGCUACAGCUUCUUAGAGUAGGGAAAGAGAAGAAGUUGAGUGAUGCAUGGAAAACUCUUGAUCARUUCAUAUAYAAAUGCUUAGCUCAAAACCAAAAUGMGUACDUGAACAUCAACUCUUCUCACCAGGAGGGAAAGUUCAUAUUUUACACGGCUCUCAUGAGAGAGCUCGAAGUUCAUGAGAUUGGCACUUGUUGGGAUCGAACAAAAUUUCUAAGAGACACUUUUUUUAAUAUGCUGAUUGCAGGAAAAGAGACUACGAGCAGCACCCUGUGUUGGUUCUUUUAUAUGCUUGCGGAAAACCCAAGCGUGGAAGAUAAGAUUCUGGAAGAGAUUCACACACAUUUGGAGAUAAAAGUGGGUGAGAGAUGGAAAGCAGGAGAGUUAAAUGACAUGGUUUACCUGCACGGAGCUUUAUGUGAAUCUUUAAGGCUUUUUCCUCCUGUUCCAUUUAACCACARAUCUCCAUUACAACCAGACAUCCUUCCAAGUGGCCACAAAGUGGAUCAAAACACCAAAAUCAUUCUUUGUAUGUAUUCCAUGGGAAGGAUGAAAUCAGUAUGGGGUGAGGACUGUAUGGAGUUUAAGCCCGAAAGGUGGGUUACGAAUAGUGGAGGAAUCAAACAUGAGGCAACUAACAAAUUCACGACAUUUGGUGCUGGUCCAAGAACAUGUGUGGGUAAGAACAUGUCUUUAUCUCAGCUGAAGAUAGUGUCAGCUACGAUCAUUUACCAUUACCAUAUCGAGUUGGUACUGGAAAGUCAUCCCGUGCUUCCAGCCAAUUCUAUGGUACUUCAGAUGAAGCAUGGUCUCAAGGUGAGAUUAACUAAAAGAAGUCAAAACAUGAACUGA